Molecule: messenger RNA, 3159 nt
Organism: Capsaspora owczarzaki ATCC 30864
Lineage: Eukaryota; Filasterea; Ministeriida; Capsasporidae
Exons: 2
Coding region: 206-3034 (942 amino acids)
Source: RefSeq, a predicted model, not a curated record
UUCGUAUUCUUACUGUUGUCUUCAUCUCCAUCUCCAUCUCCAGGUCGUCGUCUCGAUUCUCAAACCAAAGCAGCGUCGCAUCCGCGUGCAACAUUUCUUAGCACCCAAGGGCUUUUUUUUUUUGGGUCUUCCUACUCGGACGUUUUAGCGUUCUGUCACAACUGCUCGCUGAAGGACAGUGAACGCUUCGUGGUCACGGUGUGAAAUGCCCCCGAACGAGUCCAGUGUCAUUGCCCUCGUUCCGCUGCUGUUGACGAAUAUGGACGGUUGUCAGUCGUCCUCGUCAUCGUCAAUUCUUGCUGCGUCAAUUCUCGCCCCUGCCUGCUCCGUUGCUACUGCCGCCUCAUCCAACGCACCAACCCAGGGCUCAACUCUUGCGGCGCCCUUCGAUACGCCGGUCACCUCUCCGCCAUCGGGACUGCAGCAACCUUCUUCCACGUCGUCCACCUCGCUUCCGUCGGCGGACGGUUCUGCGACUUCUGACUGCUUUCCCCAGCCAGUUCAAUCGGCUUCCGCAACAACAACAACAACCACAACCACAACUACAGCUGAUACAACCAUCAACGAUGGCGCAAACAUUACUGCCAAUCGCGCCGCGGUGCCUGGAGCAUUGGACGGGCACAACGCCGCCGCGAUGAUGUCGCGUUUUGACACCACCGCUACAGCGCUCACCCCUCCCUCCGAACCCCUGGUAGGGUCUCCACCAUCGCAGCACGCACAGCAGUAUCAUCAUCACCACCAGCACCAGCACCAGCACCAGCACCCACACCACCAACAUCAAAGACACCUGCAGCAUCCUCAUCGGCAGCCGCAGCUCAGCGAUCACUUUGUUCAGGUGUACGGGACUUCGCUGGCCAACGCCUUCGGGGUGGAGCCUGCUCGUCGACAAUCCACGCCAACGGCGAGCUGGUACGAUUCGCGUGCCGGUGCGUCCACUGCAUCCUCAUCCGGCAACCAUCGCUCGCUGUCCCGCUCCGCGUCUCUGCGAACCUCGAGCAGCAGCGACUCGGCCCUGCCUCAAGUCUUCCAACUGACGCCGACAUCCACCUCCUCGCGUCACACGGGACAGCACAGCCACUUCCCCGCCCUGACGCAGCAUCAUUCUCAGCAGCAGACCCUAUUGUCGUUGUCCACGUCUGGUACCAGCACCCCGACAAUGAAGCAUGCGCCAGUGCUCGAGUGUGACGAUCUGGCCGCCGCCGCCGCCGUCGCAAGUGGCCACGCUCUAUCGUCGUUGGCUUGCGACGAGGACAGGCCACUCUACACUACUACCGCUGAUGCGGUCGCGGCACUCGCACCACAAGCCUCGGCAGCAGAUGCCGCGUCUUCACUUGGGCUGCCAGUAGAGCCAAGGAAGCGCGCUUCGAGCAAACCGCCGUCGCUCUCCCUGCUUCCCACUGCUGGUAGCCACGAAACCGCGCCCCUCAAAGCGCUGUCUGGAGGUUUCAGCUUGGAUCGUCUCCUGUUCGAUUGUGCUCAUGCCACCUAUGCCCACUGGGAGCGCGAUACCGAAGACCUGGCAGCGCUGAACGAUAUUGUCGCAGUGGAUUCCAUUUCGCUUGUUCCACCAAAGAAGCAGCAUCCGGCGCCCCUUUCGCCCAGCUCCAUGUCUGCCUUCCUGGGUCCCGAGGCCUCUUCUGGCCUUGCGUCGCGCAUUGCCAUGACCAGAUCUGCCUCAAAAUCGACCGUAGCCACGCUUUCCCGCGUUGCUCAAGCGCUGGAAGUUGUUCAGCAGCAACAGCAACAGCAGCAACAACGCCACCCUCUUCCAAGUAGCUUGUCUGCGACUGAGCUGCGCCAGCCCGAUGCUGCUGCCUUGCCAACUGCUUCAAUUGAAUCAAAGCUCGUCUUGCAAAAUGCACUUCCGCCACCACAGCAGCAGCAGCAGCAACAGCCACAACAACCACCACCACCACAACAACAGCAGCAGCAACAACAACCACCACAACAGCAACAGCAACAACCUGCAACAUCAUCCACGGCAAGCUCACUUUCGCCCAAGGCCCAUCAUUCACCCACUCACCAGCAGCAGGCCAUCGCCAUUCCCGGCAGCUCGACUGGGCUUUCACGCGUGCAGCAGCUUGAUCAUGGCAGCGCGUUGGUUUCGCCCUUGUCGGACGCCGCCACUCCUCACAACCCGUCUCGCGUUACGUCGGCCUUCCCUUCGCUUGCUUCAUCGUACCAAUCGUCUGGAGUCUUUUUCGCGUCGCCAUCGGCGGGUUCGGCCGGGUUUUUCAACGGGCACCACGGCAAUGGCUCCUUCUCUGCAUCCAUGGGUGCUGCCACGUCCACCCCGGCAAUGCACUUUUCGCUCUUCCCGUCGUGUUCGAGUGGAGCCAUGGUGCUGCAGUCCAUGGCCAAGUACAAUUUGACGACCGAUCGCAUUCUUGACGAGGGCACCAACGUCAUGGUGCGCAUGCUGUGCAAAAUCUGCCCAACGCUGUCCACCGCGUCGGCCACCUCGGACGCGACCACGAUUGAGUCGUUCCGGAACUUCGCCAAGAAGGUUGUCCGCGAUGGUCGCAUUGCAUGCUCAGUUUUUCUGACUGGCCUGGCCUUUGUCGAGCGCUUUGUCGACAAGGUGCAGCUGUUUCAACGAUUGGAUCCGCGCACGUCUAGCCCUCUGACGUUUGCCGCUCCGGCUGCCGGCGGGUUUCUGACCAGUGGCGCGCUGGGCUUACUUUCGGGAUCUCCGCCCCACGGCCACGCCUCGGGCUCAACAUAUGGGGCAAAGGCGACCGUCAGCUCUGCGCAGCUUGCCGCGUCAUUCCAACAGUCGACGUUCCUUGUGGAAGGCACGCGCACGCUUUGCCCCGGCAGCGAGCGACUGAUUGUGCUCGGCUGCAUGAUGAUUGCAUUCAAGCUGUUGAUUGACGGCGCGUAUUCCAUUGGCGCGUGGAGCGUUGUUGCCGGCAUGCACUCCGACCACGUUCAUCGCUCCGAGCUUGGUGUGCUUGCUGCCCUCGACUACGAGAUUGGCAUGAAGGAUGGCACUCUGGCGCACUUUAUCGAGCGACGAUUCUCUUCUCGCUGAAGGCGUCUCUGUUGCCUCACGUUUUGUUAAGAAAAAAAAAAUCCCAAUAAUUCGACUUUAGAAUUAUCGCUUCAGGUUGUACUUUGUGUUUCGAAUGUCACUGAUAAUACAAUAAGUUUUGCACA